UCUCGAAGAGCACUUCCGUGACCUGGGCAAGCCUAGGCCUGUAGCACCCAGUCAGCGUCUGUCUGGGUUUCUUUUGUCUCAAGUCUUCCUGUUUACUGUUCCCAGGGGACCAACCCAGGUGGCUCCCUAGCUGCUUCUAGGGAUUGUUCUCCAAGAAAGUAGACCCGUGGUGUUUCUUUCACAGUGAAAGGGCCUCAAGCCCUUUGCAAGUCACAUCAUGUCACUGACUACUUGGAGCCUUCCAUGACUUCUUGAAGGGACUCGAGUACCGAGAGCCUGACCGCUCCGCCUUAUCUACCAUCCUCUGAAGACUCCAGCCAGCAACUGGGAACUAUUAAGAGCACACACCUGCGUAUCCCAACCUUAUUCAAGGUGAGGACUGCUCUCCUUCCUCAGCAGAUGCUGUACCUACCCAGGACUCUCACGUUGACCACCUGAGGUGUGGGGGUCCGAGAGAACUGGAAGGACUUGGGUCUCUUCUCUUACCAUGCAUGUCUCAGGGAUCAAGCUCAGAGUGCCCAAGCCAACAGCAAGCACCCUCACCUGCUGAGCUGGCAUAGCAGAGGAGGAAUGAUUGUGAACAGCCUCUCCCUGUGCUAUCACAAUAAACUCAUCUUAGCCCCGAUGGUUCGGGUGGGGACUCUGCCAAUGCGCCUCCUAGCCCUGGAUUAUGGAGCAGACAUCGUUUACUGUGAGGAACUAAUUGACCUGAAGAUGCUCCAGUGCAAGCGAGUUGUAAAUGAGGUGCUCAGCACAGUGGACUUUGUGGCUCCUGAUGACCGAGUAGUCUUUCGUACAUGUGAAAGAGAACAGAACAGGGUGGUCUUCCAAAUGGGGACUGCAGACGCAGAGCGAGCCCUUGCUGUGGCCCGGCUUGUAGAAAAUGAUGUAGCUGGUAUUGAUGUCAACAUGGGCUGUCCAAAAGAGUAUUCCACCAAGGGAGGAAUGGGAGCCGCCCUGCUGUCAGACCCAGACAAGAUUGAGAAGAUUCUCAGCACUCUUGUUAAAGGAACACACAGGCCUGUGACCUGUAAAAUCCGAAUCCUGCCCUCGCUAGAAGAUACCCUGAACCUUGUGAAGCGGAUAGAAAGGACUGGCAUUUCUGCCAUUGCAGUUCAUGGGAGGAAUCGCGAGGAGCGGCCUCAGCACCCAGUCAGCUGUGAAGUUAUAAGAGCCAUUGCUGAAACCCUCUCCAUUCCUGUCAUAGCCAAUGGAGGAUCUCACGACCACAUCCAGCAACAUUUAGACAUAGAAGACUUUCGACAGGCCACAGCUGCCUCCUCUGUGAUGGUGGCUCGAGCAGCCAUGUGGAACCCCUCCAUCUUCCUCAAGGACGGCCUUCGUCCCCUGGAAGAAGUCAUGCAGAAGUACAUCAGAUAUGCGGUGCAGUAUGAUAACCACUACACCAACACCAAGUACUGCUUGUGCCAAAUGCUUCGGGAACAGUUGGAGUCGCCCCAGGGAAGGCUGCUUCACGCUGCCCAGUCUUCCCAGGAAAUUUGUGAGGCCUUUGGCCUUGGCGCCUUCUAUGAGGAGACCAUUCGGGGGCUCGAUGCUCGGCGAGCUGACCUCUUGGCCAAGACUCCAGAGGCAGUUGAAGAGCCAGCUGAAGACACCUCUGGCAUCAUUAAAAUGGCUAUCAGGUUUGACCGGAGAGCAUACCCACCCCAGAUUACCCCCAAGAUGUGCCUGCUGGAAUGGUGUCGGAGAGAGAAGUUGCCACAGCCUGUGUAUGAAACGGUUCAGCGACCUAUAGAUCGAAUGUUCUGCUCUGUUGUCACUGUUGCGGAACAAAAGUACCAGUCCACCUUGUGGGACAAGUCAAAGAAACUGGCGGAGCAGACUGCAGCAGUUGUGUGUCUGAGGAGCCAGGGCCUCCCUGAGGGUCGGCUGGGUGAGGAGAGUCCCUCCUUGAACAAGCGCAAGCGAGAGGCCCCUGACCAAGACCCUGGGGGCCCAAGAGUUCAGGAGCCAGCACUACCUGGGGAGAUAUGCAAGAAGCCAUUUGUAACCUUGGGAAGUACCGAAGAGAACCUGCUGGAAGGCUGCUGACCCCUGCACUGGUUGGCAGUGCUUGGGACUGACAUGAAGGGGCUAUGGGUGCUGGGAUCUAAACCAUGAGCCCUUGGACAGUUUGCUUGCCCUUGACAUGUGAACCUAGAGGUCUUGGCCCAGGCCAUCAUUCUGAAAUAAGUGCCAAGGAAUGUCCAAGGGUAAUACUAUCUCUCUCAUAUGUCUGAUAGCUAAGCCAAGUUCCCAAUGAUCUGAAUGUUUCUUUGAAAAGGAGGUUUUUAGGCCUCACUUCCAACUUGACAUUGGUAUCGUGCAAUAAAGACAACUUUGACUCACACCCAA
This is a messenger RNA of Mastomys coucha (southern multimammate mouse), 2355 nucleotides long. It is a transcript of the gene Dus2, whose product is annotated as dihydrouridine synthase 2. Bases 571 to 2052 code for a protein of 493 amino acids. The transcript has 17 exons. The record is from RefSeq and is a predicted model, not a curated record. Gene Ontology annotation, cellular component: cytoplasm. Gene Ontology annotation, molecular function: flavin adenine dinucleotide binding; tRNA dihydrouridine synthase activity; tRNA binding. Lineage: Eukaryota; Metazoa; Chordata; Mammalia; Rodentia; Muridae. Gene Ontology annotation, biological process: tRNA dihydrouridine synthesis.